GCGCCGGAGCCAGUGGCGCUGCGGACGAGGCCGAGGCCGCCGGGGCUUUCGUGACGCGCGGCCGGCGAGCGAACGCAAAAUGACGCGCAUUGUCGUCAACCUGCCACAGGUGUUGCUGGCGGUGUCCGUUGCUGGGACUUCCUUGGGCAUCACCAGUACUGACAGACACAGCAGGACGGCAACCACCGAAUCCCUUGUGCAUGGGGAUGAAGUUCCACCGACGCUGCAACCAACGCCUUAUUUACGGAGGGACUGCGCGAGUCCUUACUUCCGAAUCGCCGGCCAGUGCCUUUCCAUCAGGUAUACGUUGAAUGCGACCUGGCAACACAGCCGAGAUUUCUGCCGGGCUCUGGAUGGCGACCUGGCUGCCGCUGCCUCCUUUCAAAAUAUCUUGCUCGGAUAUGUGAAUGCUUACUCGAGUAGUUGGAAGAUGUUUCGCCGGUCCCUGUGGGUCGGCGCCAGCAGGCCGGACCCGCACUCCGGCUUCCGCUGGCUGGACGGCUCGGACCUGCCCCCGCUGGACUCGUCCCUCUGGGACUACCGGGACGGCGACGACUACAACUGCGUUUAUCUGUGGUUUAGCCACAACACGACCGUCAAGUACAGGAACGCUGACUGCAAAGACGGAGGCGGGGGGGUUUGCCAGUGCCUCUUCUGUUGACAGCUGAAAGGGGGACCAGGCGGUUCUCGCCUCUAGGAAGUGACAUUUUUAUUAUUUAGAACCUACCAUGCUGGUAGUGCAGUAUAUGCUGUAUGCCUGUUUACAUUGACACACAUGCACGCACACACAAACGCAUAUACAUAUAUGUGUGUUUAUGUAUAU
This is a messenger RNA of Penaeus vannamei (Pacific white shrimp), 823 nucleotides long. RefSeq names its product macrophage mannose receptor 1. The record is from RefSeq and is a predicted model, not a curated record. Lineage: Eukaryota; Metazoa; Arthropoda; Malacostraca; Decapoda; Penaeidae.